Fraxinus pennsylvanica is the source of this 1452-nucleotide messenger RNA. The record is from the annotation of a GenBank genome assembly. Lineage: Eukaryota; Viridiplantae; Streptophyta; Magnoliopsida; Lamiales; Oleaceae.
AUGAAGAAUCAUCAUUCCUUAAUGCUUUUAUGCAUUGUUAUGCUUGUAAUUUGUCAAAAUUUAGGCAAUGUGGAAGGGAGGUAUCAUUUCCACAAGAAGCAAAAGAGCAAAACUUCAAAUAUAGUUUCACCUGCCUAUGCACCAAGUCCUGAAGACCCUAUUUCCCAACCUCCUGAUUAUCCUCCACCAGUUCCUUCUGACCAGAGCUAUGCUCCGGCCCCGUCUGACAUGAGUGAUCCAGGAAACUCGACCACCGACUGCAUUUUCGACGUUAGGUCUUUCGGGGCGGUUGGUGAUGGUGACAAUGACGACACUGCCGCCUUCCGGGAUGCUUGGAAGGAAGCCUGUCAAGUGGAAUCAGGUGUUGUUUUGGUUCCAUCAGAUGGCACUUUCAUGAUCACUUCAACAAUUUUUUCAGGCCCUUGUAAAUCAGGACUAGUUUUCCAAGUGGACGGGGUACUAAUGCCGCCUAAUGGACCGGAUUGCUGGCCAAAAUCAGAUAGCAGUAAGCAAUGGCUAGUGUUUUAUCGGCUCGAUGAUAUGACUCUCACCGGUACCGGAACAAUUGAAGGCAAUGGCCAAAAGUGGUGGGAUCUUCCUUGCAAACCUCACAAGGGCCCUGGUGGAUCGACAUUGCCCGGACCGUGUGAAAGCCCAGCAUUGAUUCGAUUCUUCAUGAGCUCCAAUUUAGUGGUCACGGGUUUGCGAAUCCAAAAUAGUCCUCAGUUUCACAUGAAAUUCGAUGGCUGCCGAGGAGUACUCAUCAAUAGGUUGUCCAUAUCUUCGCCUAAGCUGAGCCCGAACACGGAUGGAAUUCACAUUGAGAACACAAAAUCAGUCGGAAUAUACAACUCUGUGAUCGGAAAUGGGGACGAUUGCAUCUCAAUUGGAACUGGUUGUUCAGAUGUUGAUAUCGAAGCCGUUACAUGUGGACCGAGUCACGGUAUCAGCAUUGGGAGCUUAGGGGUGCAAAAUUCCCGCGCUUGCGUUUCCAACAUUACAGUUCGCAAUGCAAUCAUAAAAGACUCGGACAACGGACUCAGAAUCAAGACGUGGCAAGGAGGGUCGGGGUCGGUGACAGGCAUCUGGUUCGAGAAUAUCCAGAUGGAAAAUGUCAGAAACUGCCUUAUUGUCGAUCAGUACUACUGCUUAUCAAAAGCUUGUAGGAACCAAACCUCUGCCGUUUACUUGACGGAUGUGACAUACAGAAACAUAAAGGGGACUUAUGAUGUAAGAAGUCCUCCAAUACAUUUCGCCUGUAGUGACAGUGUCGCCUGCACGAACAUUACAAUGUCGGAAGUCGAGCUGCUGCCCUAUGAAGGUGUAUUGGUCGAUGACCCUUUUUGCUGGAAUGCAUAUGGUACUCAAGAGACAUUAACUAUACCUCCAAUCGAUUGUUUACAAGACGGAAUGCCCCAGUCACUGGCAGAGAAUUCCCUAUAUGACUGUUAA